UGUCUGAAUAUUACUUGCAGUGAAAACUAAAUUUUGUGACUGGCGGUCAUGAACAGCGACAGCGAAAGUGAUGGCGAGCAGUUGGCACUGUCUGGCGCCGCACUGGCGGCUUUGCAGGAGUUCGCGAUCGAGCGCGGUAUCGCUGUAGAAGACGACUCGUCGGACGUGCGUUUGGACAUCCAGAAGGCGUUGGAUAUUGAGCCCAAGGAGGACUCAUUUGAAUUCAAAUUUGGCAAGAGUGGAGAAGAAGAGGAUGCUGAGAUCACCAUCCGCCUCAAUGGACUGCGCCGCGAUAUCGGACAGACUCUGCAGUCUACGGGUCUUACGCUCUGGCGCGCUGGCGACUUUCUGAGCGAGUACAUGUACCAGGACCGUAGCCGGUUCGCGGGCAAGUCUAUCAUCGAGUUGGGAAGUGGUCUCGGCCUCAUUGGUAUCUUAGCAUCUUACCUUACGGACAAGCAGGUGGUGAUCACGGACGGUGACGACGACACUAUUGAUCUCCUGAUCGCCAACUGCAAGCUCAAUGGUGUGGAGGAUCGCGUAGAAUGCCGAAAGCUGCUGUGGGGCGUCAGUCUUGACCAGAUCGAGGACAAGUUCGAUAUUGUCCUGGGUGCUGAUAUCAUUUACGAGCAGGAGCACGUGGUUUCACUAUUUGAGACGGCCAAGUAUUUACUCAAACCAGGUCGUCGCAGUGUGGAGGACGGAGGUAAGGCCGCGUCGGAGUUUUUACUAGCCUACACGAAGCGCAAUGUGUCUAUUGAUUACGUUCUCGACACCGCCAAGAGCUUCGGCUUCGAGUGGGAAGAACCCACCAACGAUGAAGGCAUCUAUACAUUUAGAUUAGUGUAAACAUGUCUGCGUUUGACUCAGUUGAAAUGGAGGUAUAGGUAGCUUCACGUAGACGAGUGAGCUACUCAGCAUCCAAGAGGUUUUACAUA
Messenger RNA from Phytophthora nicotianae INRA-310, 938 nucleotides. RefSeq lists its product as hypothetical. Gene Ontology annotation, cellular component: nucleus; cytoplasm. The transcript has a single exon. The coding region runs from base 49 to 849 and encodes 266 amino acids. The record is from RefSeq and is a predicted model, not a curated record. NCBI's taxonomy places the organism in Eukaryota, Oomycota, Peronosporomycetes, Peronosporales, Peronosporaceae.